AGGGAAUUAAUCCACUUCGUACGAUGGAUUUAUGUCCAUCAGUAUCAAUGAUUCUUUAUGGUAGCAAUAAAUCAGAUAAUGGAUCGAUGGAGAACGUUCAAGAAGUUGAAGACGGAUUGAAUAACGCAAUCGCAAGAUUAUUGAUAUCUGGUGAAGAUCGAGCACGCCUAACUAUUCAAGAUAUAUUGGUUCAAUACAGAGCAGAACAGGAAUUCAUCAGAGAACGGCAACUCGCCAAACUAAAAGAUUUGAGAAAAUAUCAAAAUCAAGUCAUGAAUAAUUUGCGUAGUCAUAUUAAAGAUGAUAUUACAGCUCCCAAAAAGGCACAGCAUUCAACACCUAUUAGUACCUCAGCAGAUAAUACACAAAAUAUGCAAUCAACGCAAACACCUA
This is a messenger RNA of Racocetra persica, 393 nucleotides long. The record is from the annotation of a GenBank genome assembly. NCBI's taxonomy places the organism in Eukaryota, Fungi, Glomeromycota, Glomeromycetes, Diversisporales, Gigasporaceae.